Molecule: messenger RNA, 2717 nt
Organism: Astyanax mexicanus (Mexican tetra)
Lineage: Eukaryota; Metazoa; Chordata; Actinopteri; Characiformes; Acestrorhamphidae
Product: zinc finger protein 239
Exons: 2
Coding region: 380-1474 (364 amino acids)
Cellular component (GO): nucleus
Source: RefSeq, a predicted model, not a curated record
GUGUGCAGCUGGUGGUGUUUUAUUAUUGAAUCUGAUCAGAUAUAUGGGGUAAAACGCUGGGAUCUGUUGAUUUCCCGUGUUCUAACAGAUCUGAGCAGAUAUUUAAAUGAAGGCUGUAUUCUCUGUAGGUGAAUAGUGGAAGAAGGGUGGUGUAGAGUUUCUCCUGAUCUCCGGUAAAGAGGAGCAGCAGAAGAUCCGGCUCUGAUCAGCAGAUCCACACCUCUGUACUCAGACCGCUCUGCUCACCUGCUGCAGAAAUGAAUGCCAUCCUGUUCCAGUCUUCUCCUGCUCUUCGAGUCGCCUUUUCUACCUGGUUGAAUUUUGGCUUCAUAUACACACACAAACUUUGUGCAUUUAGCUGUUGAAAGAGGGCAAGAAUAUGGCAUCCAUAGAAAUCUCCAGUUCCCAGCAAACCUCAAAUGAACAGAUGCAGAAAAGUGCAGACAAGAAGACAGUUUUCCCCUGCUCAGAGUGUGGGAAGAGUUUUAAUCGACAGGAUUCUCUUCUGCGACACCAGCGCAUUCACACUGGAGAGAAACCAUAUCACUGCUCAGAGUGUGGAAAGAGUUUUAAUCAUCAAAGUAAUUUCCACCAACACCAGCGUAUUCACACUGGAAAGAAACCGUAUCACUGUCCAGACUGUGGGAGGAAUUUUAAUCAUCGGACUGAUCUAAACACACACCGCCGCAUUCACACAGGAGAGAAACCGUAUCACUGCCAAGACUGUGGCAAGAGUUUUAGUCGACAAAAUCAACUCAGCAUACACCGGCGCAUUCACACUGGAGUAAAACCUUAUUACUGCUCAUACUGUGAAAAAACAUUUACCACCCAGAGUAAUCUCAAAACACACCUGCUCGUUCACACUGGAGAGAAACCAUAUCACUGCCCAGAAUGUGGGGAGAGUUUUACCAGUGGGAGUAAUCUCAAAACACACCAGUUUAUUCACACAGGAGAGAAGGCAUAUCAGUGCUCAGACUGUGGGAAGAGUUUUACUAAUGGGAGUAAUCUAAAGACACACCAACGCAUUCACACAGGAGAAAAGCCAUAUCACUGUCCAGAGUGCGGGAGUAGUUUUAAUCUUCAGACUACUCUCACAAAACACCAGCGCAUUCACACUGGAGAAAAACCGUACCCCUGCCCAGACUGUGGGAAGAGUUUUAGAAGACAGAAUACUCUCCAACAACACCAGCGCAUUCACACUAGAGAGAAACCAUAUCACUGCCCAGAGUGUGGGAGCAGUUUUAAUCUUCAGACUACUCUCACAAAACACCAGCGCAUUCACACUGGAGAGAAACCAUAUCACUGCCCAGACUGUGAGAAGAGUUUUAAACAGCUGAUUACUCUUCAACGACACCAGCGCAUUCACACUGGAGAGAAACCACAUUACUGCUCAGAGUGUGAAAAGAACUUCAGGCAUUCAAGUACAUUUAAGAGACACAAGUGCACUAAGAGCAGAAACCAAUCCAGAUUUUAAUCCAGUUCAACCCAAAUGUUUACAAAGGAAAAACCUUCUCUUGUUUUUAAGUUGUUAAACCAGUUUCUAAAUCAAAUGCAUAAAACAAACUAUAAGUGUGUGCUAAAUGACAAAUUCAGCCUUCAGCCCAUACAUUGAAGACGUCCUUGCAACCCAGAUCCUGAAGUAGACCAUUGUGCUCCAGUCUGUCAGUUAAGCUCCAUUCUGAAGAUAUUCUAGAUGUAAAGCAUGAAACAGUUUGAGAAAUGUUUUUAAAAUAUUGUUAAAAUGUUUUCUCAUCUAAACUGUCUUCCUAUUUCCAGUGUCUAUUUCCAGCAGUUACUUGUCCUGUGUUAGCAUUGCUAAUAUUGCCACAAUUUUUAUUUACCCCCAGAAAUCAGAUUUUAAAAUUAUAUUCUGCUAUAUCAUACAAAUACCGUACGUGUUGGAUUGCAGUGAUUGACAGCCUGGGCUGGAACACACUGGAUUCAUCCAGAAACUUUCGCUACUCCUCCUUCCUUCCUACUGGAGCAGUAUUUGGGGAAAUUGGACAGGUGAUCCCUUUUAGAUAUAAUGUUGACACAGGACCACCAUACAGCAAAUCGAUUUGGGUGGUGGGUCAUUCUCAGCACUGCCGUCACAAUGAUAUGGUGGUGUUGUGUGUGGUAAAGUAUGCAGAGAAACAGAUGGACUAAAGUUUGUAUGGAGAAAAAAAGGACAAUGAAUGUAGAAACAAGGAGAUGAUCCCAUUCUGACAGGACUGUGAAGUAUAUAAAACUUAUGUUAAAUGUUUUGUGCCAUAAAUGUGUAAUUGCUUUGUCAAAAUUCAUACACUUUUUUUUUUUUUCUCUAUUUUUUCCCCAUUUUCUCCCCAAUUUACACGGCCAAUUACCCAACCCACUCAUUAGGACUCCCCCUAUCACUAGUGAUGCCCCAACACACCAGGAGGGUGAAGACUAACACAUGCUUCCUCCGAUACAUGUGAACCCAGCCACCGCUUCUUUUCGAGCUGCUGCUGAUGCAGCAUUGCCGAGCAACCAGCACGCUUGGAGGAAAGCACAGCGGCUCGGCUCCGGUACAUCAGCUCACAGACGCCCUGUGCUGUAGACAUCACCAUAGGAGUGAUGUGGGGAGAGAGCGCCAUCUACCCACCCGAAGGGAGCAGGGCCAAUUUUGCUCCCUGUAACGCCGGCAGCUUGAUGGCAAAGCUGCAUGAGCAGGGGUUCAAACCUGCGACCUCCUGCUCAUAGUGGCAGCGCUUUAG